AUGCACAACUUCCCCAAUGCAGUCAAGAUAAAAGAGCGUCUCUCAGAGAAACACCGCAGGUCUCAGAGAAACACCGCAGGUCUCUCUCCGACCAGCAACCCUCAGAGAAACACCGCAGGUCUCAGAGAAACACCACAGGUCUCAGAGAAACACCACAGGUCUCAGAGAAACACCGCAGGUCUCAGAGAAACACCACAGGUCUCAGAGAAACACCGCAGGUCUCUCUCCGACCAGCAACCCUCAGAGAAAGUUUGCAGGUCUCAGAAAAACAGGCAGGUCUGCAGGUCUAAGAGAAACACCGCAGGUCUCAGAGAAACAGAGGUCUCAGAGAAACACCACAGGUCUCAGAGACCAGCAACCCUCAGAGAAACACCGCAGGUCUCUCCGACCAGCAGGUCUCAGAGAAACACCGCAGGUCUCAGAGAAACACCGCAGGUCUCAGAGAAACACCAGCAACCCUCAGAGAAACACCGCAGGUCUCAGAGAAACACCGCAGGUCUCACUCCGACCAGCAACCUCAGAGAAACACCGCAGGUCUCAGCAACCCUCAAAGAAACACUGCAGGUCUCAGAGAAACACCACAGGUCUCAGAGAAACACCACAGGUCUAAGAGAAACACCGCAGUCUCUCUCCGAAACCAGCAACCCUCAGAGAAACACCGCAGGUCUCAGAAAAACACGAGCAGGUCUCAGAGAAACACAGCAGGUCUCAGAGAAACACCGCAGGUCUCAGAGAAACACCGCAGGUCUCUCUCCGACCAGCAACCCUCAGAGAAACACCGCAGGUCUCAGAAAAACACCGCAGGUCCCUCUCCGACCAGUAACCCUCAGAGAAACACCGCAGGUCUCAGAGAAACACAGCAGGUCUCAGAGAAACCAGCAACCCUCAGAGAAACACCGCAGGUCUCUCUCUGACCAGCAACCUCAGAGAAACACCGCAGGUCUCUCUCCGACCAGCAACCCAGAGAAACACCGCAGGUCCUCUCCGACCAGCAACCCUCAGAGAAACACCGCAGGUCUCAGAGAAACACCGCAGGUCCCUCUCCGACCAGUAACCCUCAGAGAAACAGCAGAAACAGAGAAACACAGCAGGUCUCUCUCCGACCAGCAACCCUCAGAGAAACACCGCAGGUCUCUCUCUGACCAGCAACCCUCAGAGAAACACCGCAGGUCUCUCUCCGACCAGCAACCCUUAGAGAAACACCGCAGGUCUCUCUCCGACCAGCAACCCUCAGAGAAACACCGCAGGUCUCUCUCCGACCAGCAACCCUCAGAGAAACACCGCAGGUCUCUCUCCGACCAGCAACCCUCAGAGAAACACCGCAGUCUCUCUCCGACAAGCAACCCUCAGAGAAACACCGCAGGUCUCUCUCCGACCAGCAACCCUCAGAGAAACACCGCAGGUCUCUCUCCGACCAGCAACCCUCAAAGAAACACUGCAGGUCUCAGAAAAACACCGCAGGUCUCAGAGAAACAUUGCAGAUCUAAGAGAAACACCGCAGUUCUCAGAGAAACACAGCAGGUCUCAGAGAAACACCGCAGGUCUCAGAGAAACAUUGCAGAUCUAAGAGAAACACCGCAGUUCUCAGAGAAACACAGCAGGUCUCAGAGAAACACCGCAGGUCUCAGAGAAACACCGCAGGUCUCUUUCCGACCAGUAACCCUCAGAGAAACACUGCAGGUCUCAGAGAAACACCGCAGGUCUCUCUCCGACCAGCAACCCUCAGAGAAACACCGCAGGUCUCAGAGAAACACAGCAGGUAUCAGAGAAACACAGCAGGUCUCAGAGAAACACCGCAGGUCUCAGAGAAACACCGCAGGUCUCAGAGAAACACCGCAGGUCUCAGAGAAACACCGCAGGUCUCUCUCCGACCAGCAACCCUCAGAGAAACACCACAGGUCCCUCUCCGACCAGUCUCUCUCCGACCAGCAACCCUCAGAGAAACACCGCAGGUCUCUCUCCGACCAGCAACCCUCAGAGAAACACCGCAGGUCUCUCUCCGACCAGCAACCCUCAGAGAAACACCGCAGGUCUCUCUCCGACCAGCAACCCUCAGAGAAACACCGCAGGUCUCUCUCCGACCAGCAACCCUCAGAGAAACACCGCAGGUCUCUCUCCGACCAGCAACCCUCAGAGAAACACCGCAGGUCUCUCUCCGACCAGCAACCCUCAGAGAAACACUCGCAGCAACCCUCAGAGAAACACCGCAGGUCUCUCUCCGACCAGCAACCCUCAGAGAAACACCGCAGGUCUCUCUCCAACCAGCAACCCUCAAAGAAACACUGCAGGUCUCUCUCCGACCAGCAACCCUCAGAGAAACACCGCAGGUCUCUCUCCGACCAGCAACCAGGGAUGUUCUCUGUUUAG
Messenger RNA from Oncorhynchus keta (chum salmon), 2367 nucleotides. Its product is annotated as serine/arginine repetitive matrix protein 1-like. The record is from RefSeq and is a predicted model, not a curated record. The coding region runs from base 1 to 2367 and encodes 788 amino acids. The transcript is spliced from 4 exons. NCBI's taxonomy places the organism in Eukaryota, Metazoa, Chordata, Actinopteri, Salmoniformes, Salmonidae.